Messenger RNA from Zeugodacus cucurbitae (melon fly), 7221 nucleotides. RefSeq names its product VPS35 endosomal protein sorting factor-like. Gene Ontology annotation, cellular component: endosome. The coding region runs from base 534 to 3449 and encodes 971 amino acids. The record is from RefSeq and is a predicted model, not a curated record. NCBI's taxonomy places the organism in Eukaryota, Metazoa, Arthropoda, Insecta, Diptera, Tephritidae. Gene Ontology annotation, biological process: endocytic recycling. The transcript has 14 exons.
GACAAAUUUAAAAAAUUAAUUAGCUUGAACUUUCUUCAUUUCUGUAAAUAUUGAAAUGAAUACAGUCGCUUUACAUAUAAGUGAUAGUGAUGGUUAAGGAGAAAAGUGUACAAAAUUUCAUAUAGAGAUACCAUUGUCUGGUUAGCAGGUCAUAUGAUGAAGAUUCAAUUUCAAUUUGGGAGUGAGAAUAAAUUGCCUCAAGUGCAAUCACCAACGGAUAGAUUUCGUCAAAAUGAUCGAUUUUAUGAAUUCAAUUAUUUCCAAAUUAGCGUCAUAUAUGAGCCACGGAAAAUAUUUUUCAAAUUGCAAACUCUGGAACCGCUCUUCAGCGAUAGAUGAACUUGCAGGGUAUUGAUUCAAGCAAUAUUGUCACUGAUAAGAUUAUCGAGAUAACAACUAUGGUCUGUCGGAGCAGCAAGUUGCUGUAAAUGUAAAUAGAAAUGUCAGAGGGAAAGAAAUGUAUUCCGAUGUGAUGUUAAGAAAAGUUUGUUUUUUUAUAUUUGUUUUGAGUACGCUCCAUUAAUUUCUUCAAAAUGGCCACGGACUGGGAGUGUAUUCCACACUUUUAUGAAGGGUCGAAGAACCAUUUAAAAAGUUACACAACUUAUGAGCAUCCAUUAAAGAUACACGGCGUGACUGUAAUCGAAAGUAAAUGUACAAAAUAUGGCUGCAAAGAUAAACGAAGUAACUUCAAUAGCGAUAAUAGUUCUCGAGCUUCAUCAAGUAUUUCCUUAUCUGUUGAACCGCUCACUUUAUCCUUCGACGGAACGGAUCCACUGUCACUAUUUGCACGACAAGAUCAAGAAAUUAUGGAUCCCUUAACACAGAUAGCUGCAGAAAAUGAGGGAAAAAGGAAUGAUAGGAAAUGUAUAGAUGAAGAUAAUUUAAAUUGGGGCGCAAAACGGUUGGGUAUAUUGAAUCGUUAUACAACAUCUGAAAAGCUGUCUAUUUCGACAAGUUUCCUUUCGACAGUAAACUCUUGUGGUGAAGGAAUCAAAUCUCAGACCGUAGUGUCAGACAAAGUUAAAUUUCGCUUGGAACAACUGGAUGAAUUUGAUGAUUCCUCCAUGAGUCACAUGGUUGAUUUAACACAACAAGAAUAUAUUCAACGUAUAGAACAAUUAAAUCAAGAAUUAUUAAUCUCGUGGACAGAUGAUCAACGCGUAAGAUCUUUAAAAAUUGUUAUUCAGUGUUCAAAAAUGCUUGCCGACACUUCAGUACUCAGCUUUUACCCAAGCCAAUUUGUUCUUAUAACUGAUAUUCUUGAUAUGUUUGGGAAAUUGGUACACGAUCGACUAAAUAUAAAAGCAAAUAAUAUUACGGGGAAGGGAGAGAAGUCGACUGGAACUGAUGCAUUGUAUGAAAACGCCAAAGAAACUUGCCAAAAUUGGUUUUUUAAAAUUGCUUCUAUUCGAGAAUUAUUACCACGUUUGUAUUUGGAAAUGGCCAUACUCAAAUGUUAUGAAUUUAUAUCACCUAACGAUUUCGAUAAAAAUGUACUUCGCAUUGGUAAAAUGAUCCGUGGCAUUGGUGACCCUUUAGUGCAGGCGUAUGCACGGUGCUACUUGGUUCGCAUUAGUCUAUCUGUAACAGCAGAUAAAGAAUCUAUAAAAGAAAAUUUUAAGGAUUUCUUGAAAAUUUAUCCAACGAUUUUUAGUGGAACUGUUCGUUCUGAACUGAAUCGCCAGCGUCUCAGCAUUGAAACAUAUUUAUCAUUGUACAGUCCCGCUUUGGAUUUUAUAUUAUUAGCCCUUGUUCACAAAUGCAAUAUUUACACGGAAGAAAUAAUGAAUGAAUGCAAGGAAAUCAAAAAUAACGGACUGCUUUUUAUUUCCAUGCUGAAUGCAUUCCAAUCAGAGUUCAUUGCUGCACAUGCUUUAGAAUUCGUUAAGUUACUUGCAAGUUGUAACACAGAAGGCAUUUCGAAAGGAUUCUUAUUCAGAGCCCUUGGCAUCAGUGUUAGCGGCUGCCCACCACUUCCGGAACAAAGCCUUCAAUUUUUAAAUGCUUCUUUUAAUACCAUAGACACUUUCGUCGACCCAACUGAAUACAUAAAUUGUAUAGAAACAUGGACACAAUUUAUUGCUGAAAAUUUCUCUGUAACUGUCAUCGACGAUCUGUUAGGAACAAUCACAUUACGAAUGAACGCAAGCCGAGCAUAUGAGAGACAUUAUACCCAGUUGCAAAAUAUUUUAGACAAAAUUUUGCAAUAUUUUAAAAAUACCGAGUUGUUGCUCAUUCAAGAAAAUUUUUUACCCUAUUUAGAUCUUUUCCAGAAAGAUUCAAAUAGGAUAGCCGUAUGCAAAAACAUACUGAUAAGGUUCCACCAUAAAUCAGAAGAUAUUAUAACGGAUGAAAUUGUGAUCAAUGCCCUAAUGUUUAUUGGAAAAAUUCUUAGUGACUCAGUGACUGCUCAAACCGUAGAAGAUGAACGCCGACAAAUUUCGAAGUUAAUAAGCAGUUUUAUACGUAAAGUUAGCUAUCGAAAUGAUUUUGAACGACAGCUUAGUUUCUAUGUGGAAGCACGUGGAGUUUUCACAGAUUUGGAUGCAGUCUAUAUAACGUUGGUAAAUGCGGUAAAUAAAUUAGCCGUUGAGAUACGACAUGGAAUUAAAGGACAUUGUACUCACAAAACUGGGGCGUUUGUUAAAGCAUGCAUAGCAUUCUGUUUUAUUUCAAUUCCUAGUAUUACAGCAGUUCAAAAUCAAAUGGACCUAUACUUACUGACUGGUCAGGUGGCACUCUUGAAUCAAUGUUUGGGGCAGGCGGACGCGUGUUUCGAGGCCGCCCUUCAAUUAGUGAGUAAUUUGCCACGAUCCGUGGAAAUCGAGGGGAAACCACGCUCUUUGGAGACGUAUUUGGUAUCUUAUCUUUGUAAUAUGUUAGCAACAUUGGUGGUAGUACCUGAUAGUCCCGAUCAAGGAGUGUUGUAUCUGGUACGUCUGUUACUUUCGGAGGUCACUAAAUUUUCCUUCGAUGAUCAAAGCUGUGGAAUGGUAACUGUGUAUUUGCAUGCUCUAGACAUGUUAUACGUACAAAGUUUGGAGGAAUUCCCUUAUCACAUUCCCGGUGUUGUUUCAAAUGAUGAACUUUAUGGCCAUGAUUACAAAUAUCUAACUGAAGUCAAUAAUAUAUGCGUUCAAAUCAUUGAUGAUAUCUUAGCAGAACUGAAAAUACUGGGUAGUAAGCGACAAUUUCGUACCCAGGCCACAGUGGCAAUGGAAUUAUUUUUACGUAUCGUCCGGUAUGCUAACCUUAGCUGUGAGAAAACUUUCCAUUUGGCUGUCAAUCUUUGGCUUCUGGCUGUAAAGGUGGAGUCGCAUAUCGAUCCUAAGUUAAUUACACGAACUUUGCAAAGUGUUGAAUACAUCUACGAACAAAUUAAGAACACAAAUACGCAAAAUUCACGGUCAUUAGCGCGAUUGUUGAACCGAAUUCGACCGAAAUAGUAUAAAAUUGUAUAUGUCUCCUCCACAGGAUAUGCAGGUGUAACUUUUAUAAUAAAUAUAUAUUUAUAAUUUAUACUAAAAAGCGAAUAUACAAUAUAUAUACGAGUAACUUGUCCUUCAACUUGCAUAACAAAUUAUUGAAUAUUCAACCCUGACAAAUUAAGCGGUGACAUUUGUGCAAUAUAAAAAAUACUUAUUCUUAUUAGUGCAUUAUAAGAAACAAAUAGAAAUACAUAAAGUAAACAUUUCACAUUUUUGUUGUAAAUGAACUGAAAAGCACAUACGAACUUACACUCUUUGUAUAACUUUCAGAUAAUUGCUUUAGAACUUCAGUUCGAAAAGCGUGUUUUUUAAGUUAAUUAAGAAGUGAAAUAUGAGCCAAAUGCAUACUUAUGAUUUCUGUGUCGAAAAAACGUUUUUAGUCUUCAACUUUCUAAAAAAUAUAUCACUUGCUUAUUUAAAACUUCUUUGAUGUUUUUAAGAUCGACCCCAAUAAUUGUAUACUGUCAUUUUUAUUGAUUUCAAUUGUUGUUUUACAUACAAAAUUCUAAAUUCAAAUGAUAAUAAUGUUAUACAUUUUCCUUCUGAGCCAUUCAAAGAAAAUGUGUAUAUGUAUGUAUAUCAGAAAUAAGCGACUAACUUCCUCGAAAUUCGGGUGAAACUAUAAUUUUACUUAAAAGUUAGUUAUGCUUAUUAUUUUGUUAUUGUUGGUCAACAAAGGUUCAUCUUAGGCUCACCAGUUUCACUUAUUGAUAUCCCGUCAGAACGAUUUUGAAUAAUGAAUGUAGUAAACCCUAAGUCAAACUACUAAAUCCAAAACUACGAGUUUUUGACAGCUAAUAUUUUUUGUUUAUACUGUUGAAACUUUCCUUCCAUCCUUUUUCACUAGUUUAGGCUGUAGACAAGAAUGAUGAAAGACUAGAUUACGGCAGUAUUAUAUUAUUCUUGGUCGUAGACUUGAAUGGUAAAUGGUUUAUUUUUGGAACUAAUUUUUAUGUUAUUUUUUCCAAUCCGGACUCAUGAUAAAUCAAAAGGAUAUAUGUAUGUAUUUUCUCUUUAGGUGCGCUAACAUACUAAACUUUUCAAAAAAAUACCUUUUUUCCAAAAAAAAUCGAAUUUUUCAACAAUUUUCGAAUUGUACAGUACCAAACGUAAAAAAUUUGUUUGACAGAAUGAAAAUACUCCGAUAACCAAACACCACCGAAAAUCCAAUGCAACUCAGUUUAUUUUAUUUACUCAGCAAACAAAAAAUUGUCAAUUGAAAACUUAAAUAUACCUACAUAUAACAAUGGUGUGUCAAUCUAUGUAUAUAAAAAUUAUGACAAAAAAUUGGACCAAUUAUACUCUCACAACAAAGUUGUUAAGAGUGUAUUACAGUUUUGUUCACAUAACGGUUGUUUAAUGGUUUAGGACUUAAAAGUAAAUUAGUUAGAUAUAAGGUUAUAUAUAUCAAAAUGAUCUAAGUUAAAAUCCGGAUGUCGGUCUGUGCGUCCGUCCAUCCGGCCGUGCAACGACGGAGUACAAAUUAAGAUAUUUUGACGAAACUUGGUACACAUGUUCCUUGGGACCGUGAAAGGCUUGCUAUUGAAAUGGGCGAAAUGGGUUCACAAACACGCCUUCUUCCCAUUACAUUACUAACCAAUGAAGAUACCAGAAUAAAACUUUACAGACAUACUUUAUUUGAGGUGUGGCACCACUUGUGCUAAAAAUGUAGACAUGGGACUAUAACUUUUCAAGACCCCAGAUAUCGAACAUGAAGAACUCAGUGCCGAUAAGUAAUUUUUCACCGAAAAUGUCGGUAAAUCUCUAAGGUAUUUUAAUUUCAUUCAAAGGGAACCUUUUUCUCCUAAUAGUGUCUCUGUACCAAAAAUGAUUAAAAUCCGAUCCUAACGGCCUCUAGCUCCCGUAUACAUACCUUAUAUUCGGAUUAUCAAACUUUAUGCCACACAUAUCGGUUAAUGUGUGAGACAUCUUAUAUAGUAGGUGUCGAAAAUUAGUGAAAUCGGUUCAGGAAUUACCUCAGCCCUUAUAUACUAUACAUAAUGAUUUUCGUUAUUCUAUUGGACUUUAUGCCGAAUAUAUUAUGGGUCCGAUUGUGUGUUAUCUUAAUAAAAUUACAUCUAUGAAUUGUGAGAGUAUAAAAUGUUCGCUUGCACCCGAACCUCUAGCCUUUCCUUACUUGUUUUCAGUUUAAUUCAUUAUUUUCAAAAAUUUCAGAUAUUCCGCUUACACAUGUACUUGGGUACAUAGCCACUUUACAUUAUUCGUAUUCGCAUUAAUAAACCAAAAUCCUGCAUUGAAUGUUCUUAUUAUGAAGCAUAUGUAAAUUAUUUGUUUUAAAUAUUAAGUGUGUUCAUUGUACUUGUUCAACCUGCGAAAUCUUCGAAAAACAAAUUUGAAAACUCUCGAAUAUAUUAUAAUUGUUAUGAAAUGUAAUUUCAAACAACACGCAUACAUAAACAAUUUUUGUACACAGAUGAAAUAACACACCUUAGGGCUCCCAAAUACUGUUAAGCAGUCGCCGAAUCAGGUGAUCACCAUUGAUAUAUUUCUGAAGACUACUUCAAAAAUGUUAGACGACACAUUUCCACUCUUAUUGUUGUAGUAGUCUAAUUUCUGAAUACCCAAAAAUCAAUAUAGAUCGUAAAAUAGAAAAAAUUUCCUUAUUAUUGAUCAUCUGAACAUCAAGAAUUACAGUAAUACAUCCCACAUUCUAUUACCUACAAUUCAAAAACGAUAAAAAUUAUAUAUAGCGAAAAUUUAGGCAUAUUAUAUUCUUUCGUUUAUUUAUGCGUUGUUUGCCAUUUCAAACUGUAUGUCAAAUAUUACUAAGAUAAGUUCUCAUCAAUUCUCCCAUCACUUCUGUUGACUGUAGUUCGCUCAUUUUUAUUUGAUUGAUACAAUUGUUUGUUUAUUACUAUUAUUUCUAUCCUCUUCUCUUUAUAUUUCAUUAAUGUAGAAUCCUUAAAAUAAACUCGUUUUUCUUCUAUUACAUGCUGAAUGUUGCGUGGGCAACGUUUAACUGUGUAAGUGCGAAUGUAUUGCCUGUUCUCUAAGUUAAAUGUUAUCAUAUCAUGCUCUAAAAUAAUUAGUGUUGAUUUUUAUUAUAUUUAUUAUUAUACUGAUGUAUUUAUCAUUACCGUUAUUAUUAAUAAUCAUUAUUUUGUUGUUUUAAUAAUAAUUCUGAUUUUAAUAAUUAUGUUUAAUGCAAAAAUUUUCACACAUUGAAUGGGAGCAGGGCAGGAGAAAUUUGUUUCGAGUUAUAUUUUAGUUUCAAGUGUUCUUCUGAAAAAGAUUUAUUAAUUGUUUUUAUGCAAUUGAGAUGUAUAUAAUGUAUAUCAUUGUUGCUGUUGCAGUGUAUUAUAAUGUUUCUCGUUUUAAUGUGUGUGUGGUUGUUGCUGCUGUAUUACAGUAGGAAAAGGUAUAUAGAGGGGGGAUUUUAUAAUUAAGUAAGGUGGGGUUACUUAAAUUACGACACAUCCUGAUCUUCAACAUCUUGAAUUUCCGGUUUUUGCUCGCCAUCACCUUAUAAGAAACAAUCAGUUAAUAUGUAUAUUUUUGAAUAAAUGAGUUAUAAAUGGAUUAAUUACCAUCAGCCUGCAUAUCAGACGUCCAUAAUGUAAGAUUAUCCCUCAGUAAUUGCAUGAUAAGUGUGGAAUCUUUGUAACUCUCUUCGCUUAAGGUAUCUAGCUCGGCAAUAGCAUCGUCGAAUGCUGCUUUCGCUAAUCUGCAAGCGCGAUCGGGCGAAUUAAGAAUUUCAUAGUAGAAUACC